This is a messenger RNA of Apus apus (common swift), 3157 nucleotides long. RefSeq names its product kelch like family member 34 (gene KLHL34). Lineage: Eukaryota; Metazoa; Chordata; Aves; Apodiformes; Apodidae. Gene Ontology annotation, molecular function: protein binding. The record is from RefSeq and is a predicted model, not a curated record. The coding region runs from base 754 to 2541 and encodes 595 amino acids. The transcript has a single exon.
UGCAUGUCAAAUCGAACCAGUGACUAAUCAUGAUAUUUUGGUUGUCUUAGUGCCUGCCGGGCAAAGAUUUAUGGGCUUAGAACAUUUUCAUGUAAUAAUCCCUGGGUGCUGGUUUGAUCUUCAGCAGAGGCUUCCUAAGAGAGUGCAAAAAGAGGAUGAAAAGGGGGCUGCAAACCCAGGGGAAGCAAGGUCUGAUCUUACCUGAAUUUGAAAUACAAACAAGAGAGGAGGAAAGCCAGUGCUUCCUUCUCAUCUGUGCCUGCUCAGAGCCAUGCACUGGCAGCCAGAGAGGAUCUAUUUGAUCUGCCUGCGGAGGAAGAAGGGUUGAGGGCUACGGUUGAACAGAUACAAAGUGUCACUUCUUGGGAUUGUCAUCUAGCUCCCUCAUCUGUCACCUGAUGGGCAGCCAAGCAAGUGCUCCGCACAACUGUGGACCAUUCAUCCUUGCACAAGUGACGGAGGUGAGAAAAGUAAGCAUCCUACAGCUGUUAUGACAUUCAGCUGUUUCUUUCUAUGAAGGAAUGCAUUGGAUUUACUACAGAUCUAUUAACUGUUCCCCCAUGCCGGGCAGGAUUCUGAUUGAGACUGUUUUGUUGUUGUUGUUUGUUUGGGUUUUUUUUUGCGGGGGCUUUUCUCUAACAGCUGGAGGUUUGCUGGGCAUUCAAGCAAUGACUGUUGAGGAGAGCAGCUGUUUCAAUAUCUAAUUGCAUUUUAGCUUUAAUAACUCAAGGGGAAAGUGUUGCAUUGUCUGCCAUGAGCUAUUUCCUCUCCUACUGCAAAGCACACUGCACCGCUGUGCUCGCCCAGUACCAGACCCUGAGAUCCGAGGGCUUUCUGUGUGAUAUUUUGCUGAAAGUGAAGGAAAAUGAAUUUCCUGCACACAAGUCCUUGUUGGCAUGCUCCAGCGACUAUUUCCGAGCAAUGUUCAAAAGUUAUACCCAAGAGUCUAAAGCCAGGGUAAUUCACCUGCAAGUCGUCUCACCCACUGGUCUCCAGCACGUCCUGGAUUUCAUUUACACGUCUUUGUUGCCCCUUUCCUUUGAAAGCCUGGAAGAUACCUUGGAAGCUGCAAGCUACUUGCAAGUGACUGAUGCUAUUGGCUUGUGCAAUCAGUAUUUAGUUAACAAUCUUGCACUGGAAAACUGCUGCUUCUCUGCCAACGUGGCCAGGAAGUUCUACCUGCCGGAUGCCUUAGCAGCAACAGAAAAAUACAUUGUCAAUAAUCUCUGGAAGCUGCUGGACUUGGAUUUAUCAGGACUGCUCGAGCUGAACUUCAGGUCUUUGCUAGCAGUGGUUGAAUCACCAGAUCUCCCCAUGGUGAAAGAAACCCGCCUGCUGAAUCUUGUGCUGCUGUGGCUGAAGCAGGACAAAUCCAGGCUGACUCACACAAUCAGCCUUUUAGAGCAUAUAAGAUAUGGCCUCAUCCCAGUGGAAGAGCUGAGAAAAACCUACACACAGUCAGAAGUGCCCCUCUCCGCAGGUAUUAAGUGCUUGAUCAUUAAAGCAAUUAAUUACCAUACAUCACUUUUCAAACAGCCUGUCCUGCAGGAUAAAUCCACCACUCUGAGAAACCAGAAAACUCGGAUCAUUCUGCUGGGGGGAGGGACAGCAAGGGAGGGGCUCGUCACUGAUGUGGUGGCCUUUGACGUUUACAAUCACAAAUGGCGAGCUCUCACGCAGGUGCAGGACAGGGUGCAGAACCACAGCGUGUGCGUGGUGGGGAACUUCCUCUACGUCUUAGGGGGGGAAAUAGAAAGCAGUGCCAAGGGUGAUGCUAAAACUGAAAAGAUCCUAUCAGUUACGAACAAGGUCCAUCGUUAUGACCCGAGAUUUAACGCAUGGACCCAGAUCACAGGCAUGCUGGAAAAGAGAUGCCAGUUUUCUUGUUGUGUCCUAGGCAAGGAUAUAUUUGCCAUAGGUGGAAGGGGUAAGGAUGGGUCACUGCAUUCGUCUGUGGAGGUCUACAACAUCAGCAGGGACAGAUGGACAAAGGCUAGGGAAUUGCCAUGCAAGUUAUAUGGCCAUGCCAGUGCCAUUUGCAAAAGCACUAUAUACAUCUCGGGUGGCAAAUACUCAGACCCAGCCAACACAAGUAAGGACGUGUAUUCUCUGAGCUCCCUUGAAGGGCAGUGGAUGGAACAAGCCCCGAUGAGCAUUGCUCGAUUUGGGCAUCAGAUGGCAACAAUCAGAGAAGCCAUCUUCACCUUUUUAGGAUUAUAUGAACCAUUCUCUGAAAUAGAAAGAUACGACCCUGACCAGAACCAAUGGACUCGGCUAAGGCCAUUGAUCUAUGAUCGAUUUUCUUAUGGCCUGGCAGUGGUAGAGGAAACGGCUCUUCUUAUCGGGGGAAAGAAAUGGCAAAACUCACAGGAAGUCCCUACACAAGACGUGGUUGGCUAUGACAUUGACAACGAUGGCUGGGAAGAGAUCUGCAAAGCCCCCUUGCCUUGGUGUGGGCUGCAGUGUGCAGUUCUGCAGCUCUCUGAACUGACUGAUGAGCAGGACACUGACAGCCAGCAAAAGAGGCCACCAAACUGCUGAGCAUACACACUGUGGGAUCAGCAUCACAGGAGAUGAGCCAGCAGGGCGGUCCUUGAGAAGAUUACAAUGGUUCUGACUGUGACAGAGUAGAGGUUUUGCUUUGAUAGGUCAUACGCUUGGUGGAAACAGGCAAGAAAGUCUGGCUCCAAAAUAGCAAAAGGUGCUGGGAUUUAUAGAGCUGGAAGCUGAUCUCACUGAGGAAGGAUGUAGCAAGUACCACAUUUAGAGGUGAAGGACAAGAAUCAUAAUCCCUGACUUUUGAAGAAUAAUACCUAGAUAGCAAUAAAUAGGUGUUGCAAUUCAGAUUUUUUCAAAGGUUAAAAAAUAUAAUCCAUCUUUUCUGUUUUCUUAAUCAGAGGUAAUUUUCCCUGUCAUUAAGUGCUAUUGAAUUUUAUGCUAUGGCUAAGCAAAAUGGAAGUGAGCUGUAUAAAGACUAGAAAAUUGAUGCCUAUGAGAACUAAUAAUAAGCACUGCCAAGGAAAAGGUGUAAUUUGAUAUCUUACAUACUAGGCAAGAAUGCCUUAGCUAACCAGUGUGAAAUUACUGGACAGAAAGGAUGGAUUUUUUGCUCUGCAGACUCAGUUAUGGCCAUAAAUUAAAACAGUGACUGAUAGAA